Messenger RNA from Mesitornis unicolor (brown roatelo), 679 nucleotides. It is a transcript of the gene NPR3, whose product is annotated as natriuretic peptide receptor 3. NCBI's taxonomy places the organism in Eukaryota, Metazoa, Chordata, Aves, Mesitornithiformes, Mesitornithidae. Bases 1 to 627 code for a protein of 208 amino acids. The record is from RefSeq and is a predicted model, not a curated record. The transcript is spliced from 6 exons. Gene Ontology annotation, cellular component: membrane.
AUGUUCAGCAAACCUGGCAGCGUCUCUGCAGCACUCGCAUUGCUGAUGGCACGCAUUGAGGUGAACAUGUUUGUGGAAGGAUUCCAUGAUGCUAUUCUUCUUUAUGCCCUAGCUUUACAGGAAGUCCUGAAGUUUGGUUUCAGUAAGAAAGAUGGGGAAAAAAUUGUUCAGCAAACACGGAACAGAACGUAUGAAGGCAUUGCAGGGCAGGUGUCCAUUGAUGCCAAUGGAGACAGAUACGGGGAUUUCUCUGUGAUUGGAAUGACAGACCCAGAGGCAGGCACGCAGGAGGUAAUCGGGGACUACUAUGGAAAGCAGGGACGUUUUGAAAUUCGAUCAAAUGUGAAAUAUCCUUGGAAUCACGGCAGGCUGAGACUAGAUGAAAGCCGCAUUUCAGAACACACAAACAAUACACCGUGUAAAUCAUCAGGUGGUCUAGGAGAAUCAGCAGUUACAGGAAUAGUUGUGGGCGCCUUGCUUGGAGCAGGAUUACUGAUGGCUUUUUACUUUUUCAGAAAGAAAUACAGAAUAACUAUUGAGAGACGAACUCGACAGGAGGACUGUAACAUGGGGAAGCAUCGGCAGUUACGUGAAGACUCCAUUAGAUCUCAUUUUUCUGCUGCAUAAAGAAGAAGAAAAAGAAUCCCAUUCUUCCUGGGGAAAGAAAUAAAAAAAAAAA